Rhipicephalus sanguineus (brown dog tick) is the source of this 2940-nucleotide messenger RNA. RefSeq names its product egalitarian protein homolog (gene egl). The transcript is spliced from 9 exons. The record is from RefSeq and is a predicted model, not a curated record. The coding region runs from base 202 to 2373 and encodes 723 amino acids. Gene Ontology annotation, molecular function: 3'-5' exonuclease activity; nucleic acid binding. Gene Ontology annotation, biological process: nucleobase-containing compound metabolic process. NCBI's taxonomy places the organism in Eukaryota, Metazoa, Arthropoda, Arachnida, Ixodida, Ixodidae.
AGAUGGCGACUUCUUGAGUAUGUGGUGCAUCGUCAGCUGAUGCGGACUUGCGAAUUCGGACCCAGAAUCAGGAAACAAGUAACCAAGUAAGAAAUCAUUCCUCGCCAAAUUAGUCAGCCCAAGCAAGCCGUUCCCAGUGCAAACCAUGUCCCGGUAGCGCUCUUCCUUCGCUCGCCAGCGAGCGACGCCGAAGAAGCGACGAUGGACAGCAAGGACUACGACCACACGAAAAACAUGACGCUGAUGUUCUUCCUGGACCGACUGAUGGACAAGGGUCAGCCGCGCACGCUGCACGACCUGUCCUGUCAGUUCGGCACCAAGGGCUUCACUAAGGAGAUGCGCCAGAUCGCCGGCGGCAGCCAAUCGGGGCUGCGCAAGUUUCUGCAGCAGUACCCGUUCCUCUUCACCAUCGACGGCGACCAGGUGUCGGUGACGAGCUUCGAAGGCGACAGCUCGGGCAACUCGCCGCAGCGCGACUACGUGCAAGAGGCCAUCGACUACUUCCGGGCCAAAUUGGAGCAGUACGGCAACGCCGAGGUGCCCAUCAAGUCGCUGCUCGGGCACCGGUCGCAGGCGACGCCCGAGAUCAGGCACGUCUCCGGACAGCACGGAAGGGAGUUUCGGGACUUUCUGGCCAAACACUCGGAUGUGUUUGUGGUGAAGGAGGAGCAUGUGGUACUGCGCAGCGUCCUCCAGAAUGCUGCCCAGGGAGAUGCAGUCAUCAAGGUGGCAGAGGAGGCGCCCCUGGACUCUGGAUUGCGUGACCAACUGACGUCCAUCUUUGAGACGUUCCUGCGGUCACGGGGUGGGUCAGCCAGCCUGGACGCCUUGUAUGGGCACCUGACCUCGCGCUUCAGCCGCGACACCUACUCACGCAUGAUGCAAAGUCCGCAGGACCUGUCGGCAUUCCUACGCAUGAACACCCAUCGAUUUCAGAUUCAGGCCAGUGUGGUGACACUGAUCGAGAGGACACAACCGGAACCUGCCGCCACACCAUCACGUGGCAGCAUCCAGCAGAGGCUCAAAUCGCAUAUCCUCAAGGCAGUGGCCGACAACUCGGCCAUGGACCACAAGAUGGCUGGUGUCAACUCGGCACGUGAGCAAGACCAGACCCUGGGCGACAUGCUGCGAGGAGUACGUGUCAUCACCAAGGUGAAGGAAUGCGAGGCACUGGUUUUGCGGCUGAGCAGCCAGCACCAGCUGGUUGCCCUGGACACUGAGGGUGUCAACCUGGGUCCGCAGGGUCCACUGACCCUUGUGCAGCUGGCUACCCCUGCAGCCGAGGUGUUCCUCUUUGACGUGCAGUCGGCACCUCAGCUGUUCACCGAAGGACAUUUGCGGGACAUCCUGGAGGCUGAGCACAUCACCAAGGUUAUGCAUGACUGCAGGAAUGACAGUGCAGCCCUGUUCUUCCAGUUUGGCAUCAAGUUACAGAAUGUGUUUGACACUCAGGCGGCACAUGCAACACUGCAGCAGCAGGAUGUGGGCAAGCCUGUGCACAAGGUGAAGAACGUGUCACUGGGCACCCUGUGCACCCUGUACGGUGGACCAGCCAAUCCACGCCGAGACCAGGUGAAGAGCUUGUACCGAAGGGACCAAAAGUUCUGGAGCCGGCGUCCCCUGAGUGAGGACAUGAUAUUCCACGCGGCCUUCGACGUGUUCUGCUUGCUGCCCGGUGUGUAUGGGGCCCUGCAGGGAGCCCUGCGACCCGAGUCUGAGCCUCUUUUGUGGGCCCUGUGUGAGGAGCAGGCCUUGGCACACAUCAGCCCCGACGAGGUGAAGCAGCGCAAGAAGCAGCGCAAACUGGACCACGAGGUGGAUGAUUUACGCCGGCGCCUGGAUGCGGCCCGGCAUACGCAGCGCCAGGUGGUGCUGAGCAAUCGUGAGAUACGCCUUCUCAGGUAUGUGAACCUAACGGAAGAGGAGUGUGCCCGCAUUGAUGGAAAUCCCAAGGUGGCCCGCAAACUGGAUCGCCUACGGAACCGUGGUGCGGGAGCAGCAGGGACUGGUGCAACAGAUGGCUCGCCAGGUAUUGGCGAUGAGGACGAUGAAGAAGACGAGGAUGCAACUGAGUCAGAGUCUGAGUCCACCGAUUCUGACCUUCCGAGGUCAGGUGACUGGAGCUGUGAUUCACUAGGUGCCGCAGUGUCACCCAGCCACUCAACGGACUGUUCGGGGCCAAAGGCACCUAGCCCAGUGACAGCCAAUGGACACACCUCAAGGGAUGGCUGCUGCUACUGCUGCUGUGGGGAAGGCCGAAUGCCACGGGAGGGUGUGGACGCGACCUGUCAAACACUUUCCACAGGCGACAUUGUCAUAACUAAAGUGUUCUUUGAAGAACAGGAGCACGGAGGAAAAACAAUCAUCCAGUGAGAUUUUGCAUGCCUUAGGGAACAACUAAACCAGUGAAUGUAGUGUGCCUCAAAGAACCAUUAUUGUUUGUGACAUGGCAUUUAGGAGGGCUUUCCUCAACUGGCACCGGUGAACCAAGUGAUAGCCCAGACGAAAUAGAACAGCAGGUUUUGCAAGGUGACGUGUGACCCGUCUAUGGAGUUCCACAAACACUCAAGAAAGAACAUACCUGCCAUGUGAGAUUUCUUAUGCACUAGUUUUUCUAUGCAGUGCUUGCUUGUCCAGAGCCUAUAUGUAUAAGUGCCUUGAUAUAGCCGCUCACUACCUUCAAGGAUUUGUGUGACGCUUUCUGGUUUGAGGGAACCUUUUUCUCACAAGUGUGCACAGCCUGUUGCAGUGAGUUAACCAAGUGUGGCUGCACACAGUGCAUUGAAAGCAAUGACGCUGGAUCAUUUAAAUAGGUUCUACAUUAAUUCUUAGUAUGAAUGACAGGUGGUGUAUUGCACAUUUGGGCAUGUAAACUGCUCUGUGUGAACUUGCGGGGAUGAUGUUUUUGUGUUUUGAAAAUAAAAAUAAUUCUAGAUGCUC